CAAGCUGGAAGAGAAAAAUCAAAGUUUCCUGUAGAAAUUUGUAGUUGAAAGAGUACAUAGCUCAGAAUUAAGUUGUCUGCUUAAAGUUGGCAUCUAGGGGGCCAAAACCUCUUGUAAUAAAAAGAAUCAUCUCUGAAAACAAAGUGAACGUUUCAUUUUUCUAGCCUAGUCAAAUAGACCUGGUCAUCUUGUGAUCCUUCCUUGUUAGGCAAAGAAUAAACCCUGUGAUUGCUGUGAUUAACUUAGUUUUCUACACUUGUAUCAGUUAAAUGGGCUUAUUUCUCCUGCGUCAGCAAGUAGAUAAUCCAGGCCACACUUGGAAUCUGAGCAGUCUGGAAAUACACCUUUCCUGAUUUUUUUUUUUUUUUUUAAGAUUUUCUUUUAUUUGGGGAACUGCCAAGAAUCUGAGCGGCUUGCUAUCAGAUGUAGUACACUUGGUUUGGCUGUUUUGUUUUCUUUUAAAGACACAUGAGCUGCCUCAUGUUUUGACCUCUUUUUCUGAAGCAGGAUGGGUGGAGCUCACCUGUCUCACUUGUUUAAUUGUUUUGCGAAUCUUUAGCUUCUUGCUCUUUUGACGCAGAGUGGGGAUGAGGGACACUACAUGUAAUUACAGAGUGGGUAGCAUUUGUGUUUCUUAGGUGACAGUUGCUAGGGAGAAUUGACUUAAAUAUUUGAAAACUGUACUUCAUUCUUUGAGUGAAAACUUUUACCUUCUGUUGGUAUUCGGGAACAUUGUGUUAUUUAUUGUCUUUGCACACUUUAAUCCUAGGGGACCUUUUUCUGUUAACAUUUCUCAAUAUCACACAGGGCUCAUAUUUAUUUUUUUAAGAUUUUUAUUUUUUAUUUAUUUGAAAGGCAGAGUGAGAGAGAGAGAGAGAGAGAGAGGUCUUUCAUCUACUGAUUCACUCCCCAGAUGGCCACAAUGGCUGGAACUGCACUGAUCCAAAGCCAGGAGCCAGGAGCUUCCUCUGGGUCUCCCAUGAGGGUGGGACUUGGGCCAUCUUCCACUGCUUUCCCAGGUCACAGCAGAGAGCUGGAUCAGAAGUGGAGCAGCCAGGACUCAAACCGGCACCCAUAUAGGAUGCUGGCACUGCAGACAGUGGCCUUACCCACUAUGCCACAGCACCAGCCCUAGAGGGCUUAAAUCUCUUCCUAUCUGUUAUACACUCAAACAACCAUUGUUCUCGUCAAUGCACCAGUAACCAAAGAGAAUCUGCCCUUGCCCUUGUCCUGACAAACAGUUCACAAGAGAAUAUGAUAUCAGUUCAAUAACUGAAUACAUCUCUUUUAUUUUUUUUAAAAGAUUUAUUUGAAAGUCAGAGUUAUACAGAGAGUGAAGGAGAGGCAGAGAGAGAGAAAGAGAGAGAGACAGAGAAGUCUUCCAUCUGCUGGUUCACUCCCCCAAUUGGCCGCAACAACUUGAGUUGUGCCCAUCCAGAGCCAGGAGCUUCAUCUGUGUCUCCCACAUGGGUUGUCUUUCCCAGACCAUAGGAGAGAGCCGGAUCUGAAGUGGAGAGGUUGGGACUUGAACUGGCACUAGAGGUGGCGGCUUUACCUGCUGCUCCACUGCGUCGGCCCCGAUACAUCUCCUUUUUUAAAAAGGAUUUUAUUGUUACUAUAUUCUCCAUAUUGAACUCUUUUUUAUAUGUUUACUUUAAUUUUCACCUACUUUAAAGGCAGAGUAAUAGAGAGGAGAAAAGAGAAAGAUCUUAAACAUCCACAGUGGUCAGGGCUGGGCCGAGCUAAAGCCAGGAGCCAGGAACUCCAUCCAUGUUUCCUGUGUGGGUGGCAGGGGUCCAAACACUUGAGUCAUCAACUGCUGCCUCCCAGAAUGCAUUAGCGGGAAGCUGGAUCAGAUGCAGAGUAGCCAGGACUCAAUCCCAGGCACUCCAGCAUGCAGGUGUCCCAAAUGCUGGCUUAGCCCACUGUGCCACAAUGUCCAGCCCUUAAUACUUUUCUGGACUGACUGACUGGAUUUCAGUAGUCCUCUUGGCUUAAGUUUGCCUGUUGGUGUCUUUUAUUUGGCUAUGCUUGAAUAUGUUUUUUUUCUUAUUGAUACUACAACAUCAUGUGUUUUUAAAGAUUUAUUUAUUUAUUUGAAAGGCUUAGAGAAAUCUUUCAUCUGCUGGUUCACUUCCCCAAAUGACCAUAACAGCCAGAUCUGGGCUAGGCGGAGACCUAGAGCCUGGAACUCCAUCCUGGUUUCCAACAUGGGUGGCAGAGCCACAAGCACUUGGACCAUCUUCCACUCAUUCCCAGGCUCAUUAGGACUCCAGCUGGCACUCUGAGAUGGGAACCUGCUGAGCCACAAUACCGGCCCCCAACAGCAUUAUUUUCAUAUUCCACUUUUAGAAACGAUUUACAGAUAUUGCUAUGCUCUCUUUUAUUACAAAUGAUGAAAAAGUGCCUGCGAAGAGGCUCAUCUUCCUAAAUGGUAAUGAUAAAUAUAGCACUCUAUAAAGUAAGAGAUCAACAGAGAUUAUGAAAUCUUAAUUCAUUUCUCAAAGAAUAUCUUUUAUGUUCCAGGCUGAUGUCCAAGUGCUGGAGCUUUAGCAUUGGACACAUACCUUCCCUCUUGGUACUUACUAUCUAAUUUCUUUUUAAUGAGCUUAGCUUAAAUUGUAACGUGAGUAAAAGAACUACAAUUAUAGUACUUUGCAAGACACUUUGGAAAUUGAUAAUUUGAAGUUUGAAACUAUCAAAACUAAUAUUAACAGAAUCAUCCUUGGGAAUAAUUCAGCUACUAUUCUUCAUUUACUGAUACACAAAUUCUUGAGAGUCAAUUGUAUUAUACCAAGUAUAAUAAAUGAUUCAGGAGAAUUUAAAUAUGCUCCAAGUACUUAAUAGCUUUUCCCUUCCUGUUAAAAGGGAAUUUGGGUACUAUUACAUCCUGUGCCAUAUUCUACAGUCAAGGAAGUGCCCCUCUCCUGUUUAAGGCUGGCCUCUAUCUGAGCUCUGGUACUCAUCCCUCUUCUACUUAAGACUGUACCUGCGGUUAUCCGCUCUCUCAUACCUGCUGGGUCAGCAGAUUCCCACACUGGAUUGGCCUUUCAUAUAAAACUGUCUAUCUUCAUAUGACCUUUUUUUUUUUAAAUAAAGAUGUUUUGUGUUUUUUAAAGAUUUAUUUAUUUGAAAGGCAGAGUUAUAGAGAAAGUGAGAAAAGGAGAAACACGUCUUCUAUCUACUGAUUCAUUCCCCAAAUGGCCACAACAGCCAGGAGGUGGGCCAAGCCAACGCCAGGAGCCAGGAACUUCGUCUGGGUCUCCCGCAUGGGUGGCAUGCACUUGGGUCAUCUUCCACUGCUUUCCUAGGCACACCAGAAGGGAGCUGGAUUGGAAGUGGAGUAGCCAGAACUUGAACUGCUGCCCAUAUGGGAUGCUGAAAUUGAAGGUGGCAGUUUUACCCAGUAUGCCACAAUGCUGGCUUCAUAAAGUUUUUUUUUUUAAUAUUUUUUUCAAGAUUACUUUUUUAUUUAUUUGAAAGGCAGAGUUACGGAGAAAGAGGGAUCUUCAAUCCAGUGGUUCACUCCUCAAAUGUCCGCAAACAGCCAGGGCUGUGCCAGGCCAAAGCCAGGAGACUAGAGCUUCUUCCAAGUCUCCGACAUGGGUGGCAGGGACCUGAGCACUUGGACCAUCCUCCACUGCUUUCCCAGGUGCAUUAGUAGGGACCUGGAUCUGAAGUGGAGCAGCUGGGUCUCGAACUGGUACCCAUGUGGGAUACCAGCAUUACAGCCGGCAGUGUAACCUGCUUUGCCACCAGUACUAGCCCCAUGAACUUCCUUUUAUAAAACCCUUGACCCCAUGUCCUCCUCCAGCUAACUGAUAUGUUGCUCUCUUUCACAACAAAACCCCUUGAAGGUGCUGUAUGUAAUUGCUGCCUCUACUUUCUAACUUCUCCUCUCCUCAACCACUCCAAUUGGGCUUUUAUCCUGAGAACCCCACUGAAAUAGCUCUCAUCAAGGUCUUCAAGGAGCUCUGUCUUGCCAGGGUGAAUACAUAAUUCUCAAUCUUCAUCCUCUUAAACUGUUUGACAGCAUUUCAACUAGAUGACCACUCCCUUCCUAGGCACUCUUUCCUUGGAUUCUCUAACACUGCUCACCUGUUUUUCUUAAAUCAUUGGUUAUUAAUUUUCAGUAUUCCAUAUGACCUCCCUCUGCAUAACUCCCCUAAAUGUAAGGGCCACUCAGGAUGGCUGCCUUCUCUGUCCAUGUACUCUUCCGAGGUGAUCUCAUCUAGGUCACGUCUGUAUGCUGGGGACUACAUUUUUGACUGUUACAAAACCCUUCUUGGGGUUCUAGAUUUCUGUAACUAACUGCCUACCUGACGUUUCCAUUUGGAUAGUCCUGAAAGUGGCUAACAUUUGUUGGAUGUUAUUGAGGGCUAGGCUGUUUUGAGCACUUCAUAUAUAUAUUUUCUCACCUAAUCUUCAUGACCACCUUUUGAGGUAUCACUACGAUUCCUAUUCUAUAGGCAAGGAAAUAGAUAUGCAUUGAAGCAGUUGGCUAACCAAUAAAUACCCCACAUUUAACCAUGUCCAAAAAGUCUAGAUUUUCCCCCUCAAUCCUUUUCUAUUCCUGGUUUAUUUCAGAAUGAUUCUACUAUGUUUCCAGUUGUUCAGGGAUACAAUUUAAGAGUUACCCUUCAUUUUUUUUUCCCCACAUCCCAAAUCAUAUCCAUCAGCAAAUUAUGUCUGUGUCUGAUCCAAAAUAUGCCCUAAAUCCAACUUCCUCUCAAUAACUGCUCCAUCAAAACCCCUCAGUAAUCCAUUAUAAUCUCGUGGCUGGACUACUCUCAUCCCUUUCGCUGUGCUCUUACCUCACUAAAGUUUCUUCUUCACACGGCAACUCUGAAUUCUUCACUUUAUGCCAUCAGUGUCUGCCCCUCCUGCUGGAGCACGUCCAGACCCCUUAUUGUGGCCCACAAAGCCAGCGUGGCCCCUGGUCAUACCUGCUUUUUUAGCAUCACCUCUUCCCAUUUUCGUUCAUUCUGCUGCAGAGCUAAGCUGGCCUUGUUCUGUCGCACACACUGUGCUUGUGGUAUCUCUAGGCCUGUGCACUCAUUGUCAGGCUAGGACACUAGUCCACCAUGGUCUUUAUAUAUAUAUAUGGCUUUUUCUCAGUUAAGUCUAGCCAUGUUUAUCAAGUUUUUUUCUACAAGGGGCCAGAUGGUCUCUGUUGCAGCUGCUUGACUCUGGAGUGCAAAGCAAGCAGGGAUAAUAGGCAAACUAAUGAGUGCGGCUGUGUUCCAAUAAAACUUUAUUCUGGAUGCUGAGUUUUGAAUUCCAUAUACUUUUAAAAAUAUUAUUUAUUUAUUUGAAAGUGAAAUAGAAUGCUCCCAUCCUCUGGCCCACUCCCCAAGUACAUACAGUACUCCACAGCUGGAUCCAAAGCCAGAGUUGUGAAGUCAAUCCAGGUCUCCCUGUGUGGCAGAAACCCAGUUACUCAAGGCAUCACUGCUGCCUCGCAGUGUCUACGUCAGCAGGAAGCUGGAGUCGGGAAGGGAGCCAAGCAUCAAAUCCAGGAUGAGCAGUUCUUAGGUUUUGGCUCAGAUGAAGAAGUCAGAGUGCGAAGCCCCACAAGGUCUCCUUCAGUUAAAACUAGUCCUCGAAAACCUCGCGGGAGACCUAGAAGUGGCUCUGACCGAAAUUCAGCUAUCCUCUCAGACUCAUCUGUGUUUUCCCCUCUCAAUAAACCAGAGACCAAAUCUGGAGAUAAGAUCAAGAAGAAAGAUUCCAAAAGCAUAGAAAAGAAGCGAGGAAGACCUCCCACUUUCACUGGAGUAAAAAUCAAAAUAACACACGGAAAGGACAUUGCAGAGUUACCAAAGGAAAGCAAAGAAGAGAGCCUGAAAACAAUCAAACGGACGCCUUCUGCCACAUUUCAGCAAGCCACAAAGAUAAAAAAAUUAAGAGCAGGUAAACUCUCUCCUCUCAAGUCUAAGUUUAAGACAGGGAAGCUUCAAAUAGGAAGGAAGGGGGUCCAAAUUGUCCGGCGGCGAGGAAGGCCCCCGUCAACAGAAAGGAUAAAGACCCCUUCGGGUCUCCUCAUUAAUUCUGAACUGGAAAAGCCCCAGAAGGUCCGCAAAGACAAAGAAGGAACACCUCCGCUCGCCAGAGAGGACAAGGCGGUGGUCAGGCAGAGCCCUCGAAGGAUUAAGCCAGUCAGGAUUAUUCCUUCUUCCAAAAGGACAGAUGCAACAAUUGCUAAGCAACUCCUGCAGAGGGCAAAAAAAGGGGCUCAAAAGAAAAUUGAAAAAGAAGCAGCUCAGCUGCAAGGAAGAAAGGUGAAGACGCAGGUCAAGAACAUUCGGCAGUUCAUCAUGCCAGUCGUCAGCGCCAUCUCCUCACGCAUCAUCAAAACGCCUCGGCGGUUCAUCGAGGAUGAGGAUUACGACCCUCCAAUUAAAAUCGCCCGACUGGAGUCUACACCCAACAGCAGGUUCAGCGCCACGUCCUGUGGAUCUUCUGAGAAAUCCAGCGCAGCUUCUCAGCACUCCUCUCAGGUGUCUUCAGACUCCUCCCGAUCCAGCAGCCCCAGCGUCGAUACCUCCACGGAUUCUCAGGCCUCUGAGGAGAUCCAGGGUCUUCCCGAAGAGCGGAGUGAGACCCCCGAAGUCCAUACUCCACUGCCCAUUUCCCAGUCCCCAGAAACCGAGAGCAACGACAGGAGGAGCCGAAGGUAUUCGGUCUCGGAGAGGAGCUUCGGAUCUAGAGCCACUAAAAAGCUGUCAACUCUACAAAGUGCCCCCCAGCAGCAGACCUCCUCCUCGCCCCCUCCCCCGCUGCUUACUCCACCCCCGCCACUGCAGCCGGCCCCCAGCAUCUCUGACCACACACCGUGGCUCAUGCCUCCAACAAUCCCCUUAGCCUCACCGUUUUUGCCUGCUUCUGCUGCGCCCAUGCAAGGGAAGCGAAAAUCUAUUUUGCGAGAACCAACAUUUAGGUGGACUUCUUUGAAGCAUUCUAGGUCAGAGCCGCAGUACUUUUCCUCAGCAAAGUAUGCCAAAGAAGGGCUUAUCCGCAAACCAAUAUUUGAUAACUUCCGACCCCCUCCACUCACUCCCGAGGAUGUCGGCUUCGCGUCUGGUUUUUCUGCAUCUGGUACUGCUGCCUCAGCCCGACUGUUUUCGCCACUCCAUUCCGGAACAAGGUUUGAUAUGCACAAAAGGAGCCCUCUUCUGAGAGCUCCAAGAUUUACUCCAAGCGAGGCUCACUCUAGAAUAUUUGAGUCUGUAACCUUGCCUAGUAAUCGAACUUCUGCUGGAACAUCUUCUUCAGGAGUAUCUAAUAGAAAAAGGAAAAGAAAAGUGUUUAGUCCUAUUCGAUCUGAACCAAGAUCUCCUUCUCACUCCAUGAGGACAAGAAGUGGAAGGCUUAGCACUUCUGAGCUGUCACCUCUCACUCCCCCAUCUUCUGUCUCUUCCUCGUUGAGCAUUUCUGUUAGUCCUCUUGCCACUAGUGCCUUAAACCCGACUUUUACUUUUCCUUCUCAUUCCCUGACUCAGUCUGGGGAAUCUGCAGAGAAAAACCAGAGACCAAGGAAGCAGACUAGUGCUCCAGCAGAGCCAUUCUCGUCAAGUAGUCCCACUCCUCUCUUCCCUUGGUUCACCCCAGGCUCUCAGACUGAAAGAGGGAGGAAUAAAGACAAGGCCCCCGAGGAGCUGUCCAAAGAUCGAGACGCUGACAAGAGCGUGGAGAAGGACAAGAGUAGAGAGAGAGACCGGGAGAGAGAAAAAGAGAAUAAGCGGGAGUCAAGGAAAGAGAAGAGGAAGAAGGGGUCCGAGAUUCAGAGUAGCUCUGCUUUGUAUGCAGUGGGCAGGGUUUCCAAAGAGAAGGCUGCUGGUGAAGAUGUUGGCACCUCCUCUUCUGCCAAAAAGGCCACAGGGCGGAAGAAGUCUUCAUCACUCGAUUCUGGGACUGAUAUUGCUGCUGUGACUCUUGGGGAUACAACAGCUGUCAAAACCAAAAUACUUAUAAAGAAAGGGAGAGGAAAUCUGGAAAAAAACAACUUGGACCUCGGCCCAACUGCCCCAUCCCUGGAGAAGGAGAAAACCCUCUGCCUUUCCACUCCUUCCUCUAGCACUGUUAAACAUUCCACUUCCUCCAUAGGCUCCAUGUUGGCUCAGGCAGACAAGCUUCCAAUGACUGACAAGAGGGUUGCCAGCCUGCUAAAAAAGGCCAAAGCCCAGCUCUGCAAGAUCGAGAAGAGUAAGAGUCUUAAGCAAACUGACCAGCCCAAAGCACAGGGUCAAGAGAGUGAUUCAUCAGAGACCUCUGUACGAGGUCCCCGUAUUAAACACGUAUGCAGAAGAGCUGCUGUUGCCCUUGGCCGAAAACGAGCUGUGUUUCCUGACGACAUGCCCACCCUGAGUGCCUUACCUUGGGAAGAACGGGAGAAGAUUUUGUCUUCCAUGGGGAAUGAUGACAAGUCAUCGAUUGCUGGCUCAGAAGAUGCUGAACCUCUUGCUCCCCCCAUCAAACCGAUUAAGCCUGUCACCAGAAACAAGGCACCUCAGGAACCUCCGGUAAAGAAAGGACGGCGAUCGAGGCGGUGUGGGCAGUGUCCUGGCUGCCAGGUGCCUGAGGACUGUGGUGUUUGCACUAAUUGCUUAGACAAGCCCAAGUUUGGUGGCCGUAACAUAAAGAAGCAGUGCUGCAAGAUGAGGAAAUGUCAGAAUCUACAAUGGAUGCCUUCCAAAGCCUACCUUCAAAAGCAAGCUAAAGCUGUGAAAAAGAAAGAGAAAAAGUCCAAGACCAGUGAAAAGAAAGAGAGCAAAGAGAGCAGUGUUGUGAAGAGCGUGGUGGACUCUAGUCAGAAGCCUACCCCACCAGCAAGAGAGGAUCCUGCCCCAAAGAAAAGCAGCAGUGAGCCCGCUCCACGGAAGCCGGUCGAGGAGAAGAGUGAAGAAGGGAAUGCCUCGGCGCCAGGGCCCGAAUCCAAACAAGGCACCACUCCAGCUUCCAGAAAGUCCAGCAAACAGGUCUCCCAGCCAGCACCCGUCAUCCCUCCUCAGCCACCCAGCACAGGACCACCGAGAAAAGAAGUUCCCAAGACCACUCCAAGCGAGCCCAAGAAGAAGCAGCCUCCACCACCAGAAUCAGGUCCAGAGCAAAGCAAGCAGAAAAAAGUGGCUCCCCGCCCUAGUAUCCCUGUGAAACAGAAACCAAAAGAAAAGGAAAAACCGCCUCCCAUCAGUAAGCAGGAGAAUGCCAGCACUUUGAACAUCCUCAACACUCUGUCCAAUGGCACUAGUUCUAAGCAGAAAGUCCCAGCAGAUGGAGUCCACAGGAUCAGGGUGGAUUUUAAGGAGGAUUGUGAAGCAGACAACGUGUGGGAGAUGGGAGGCUUGGGAAUCCUGACCUCUGUUCCUAUAACACCCAGGGUGGUUUGCUUUCUCUGUGCCAGUAGUGGGCAUGUAGAGUUUGUGUAUUGCCAAGUCUGUUGUGAGCCCUUCCACAAGUUCUGUUUAGAGGAGAACGAGCGCCCUCUGGAGGACCAGCUGGAAAAUUGGUGUUGUCGCCGCUGCAAGUUCUGUCACGUCUGUGGGAGGCAGCAUCAGGCUACCAAGCAGCUGCUGGAGUGUAAUAAGUGCCGAAACAGCUAUCACCCUGAGUGCCUGGGACCAAACUACCCCACCAAACCCACCAAGAAAAAGAAAGUUUGGAUCUGUACCAAAUGUGUGCGCUGCAAGAGCUGUGGAUCCACAACUCCAGGCAAAGGGUGGGACGCACAGUGGUCUCAUGAUUUCUCACUGUGCCACGACUGUGCCAAACUCUUCGCUAAAGGAAACUUCUGCCCGCUCUGUGACAAGUGCUACGAUGACGAUGACUAUGAGAGUAAGAUGAUGCAAUGUGGCAAGUGUGAUCGCUGGGUCCAUUCCAAAUGUGAGAAUCUUUCAGGUACAGAAGAUGAGAUGUAUGAGAUUCUAUCCAACCUGCCAGAAAGCGUGGCCUACACUUGCGUGAACUGUACCGAGCGGCACCCUGCAGAGUGGCGGCUGGCCCUGGAGAAGGAGCUGCAGCUCUCUUUGAAGCAGGUUCUGACGGCCUUGUUGAACUCUCGGACCACCAGUCACUUGCUGCGCUAUCGGCAGGCUGCCAAGCCUCCGGACUUAAAUCCUGAGACGGAGGAGAGUAUUCCUUCCCGCAGCUCCCCUGAAGGACCUGACCCACCAGUUCUCACGGAGGUCAGCAAGCAGGAUGAGCAGCAGCCUUUAGAUCUGGAAGGGGUCAAGAGGAAAAUGGACCAGGGCAACUACAUGUCUGUGUUGGAGUUCAGUGAUGAUAUUGUGAAGAUCAUUCAAGCAGCCAUUAAUUCAGAUGGAGGGCAGCCAGAGAUUAAAAAAGCCAACAGCAUGGUCAAGUCCUUCUUUAUUCGGCAAAUGGAACGUGUUUUCCCUUGGUUCAGUGUCAAAAAGUCCAGGUUUUGGGAGCCAAAUAAAGUAUCAAGCAACAGUGGGAUGUUACCAAACGCAGUGCUUCCACCUUCACUUGACCAUAAUUAUGCUCAGUGGCAGGAGCGAGAGGAGAACAGCCACACUGAGCAGCCUCCUUUAAUGAAGAAAAUCAUUCCAGCUCCUAAACCCAAAGGGCCUGGAGAGCCAGACUCACCGACGCCGCUACAUCCUCCGACACCUCCGACUCUGAGUGCCGAUAGGAGUCGAGAAGAUAGUCCAGAGCUGAACCCACCCCCAGGCAUAGAAGAUAAUAGACAGUGUGCGUUAUGUUUGAUGUAUGGUGAUGACAGUGCUAAUGAUGCUGGCCGUUUGCUAUACAUUGGCCAAAAUGAGUGGACACACGUCAAUUGUGCUCUGUGGUCGGCGGAAGUGUUUGAAGAUGAUGAUGGAUCCUUAAAGAAUGUGCACAUGGCUGUGAUCAGGGGCAAGCAGCUGAGAUGUGAAUUCUGCCAGAAGCCAGGAGCCACCGUGGGUUGCUGUCUCACAUCUUGCACCAGCAACUAUCAUUUCAUGUGCUCCCGAGCCAAGAACUGUGUCUUUCUGGAUGAUAAAAAAGUGUAUUGCCAACGACAUCGGGAUCUGAUCAAAGGCGAGGUGGUUCCUGAGAAUGGAUUUGAAGUUUUUAGAAGAGUGUUUGUGGACUUUGAAGGAAUCAGCUUGAGAAGGAAGUUUCUCAAUGGCUUGGAACCAGAAAAUAUCCACAUGAUGAUUGGCUCUAUGACGAUUGACUGCUUGGGACUUCUGAAUGAUCUCUCUGACUGUGAAGAUAAGCUCUUUCCUAUUGGAUAUCAGUGUUCCAGGGUGUACUGGAGCACCACGGAUGCCCGCAAGCGCUGUGUGUACACGUGCAAGAUAGUGGAGUGCCGCCCCCCGCUCGUGGAACCAGACAUCAACAGCACCGUUGAGCACGAUGAAAACAGGACCAUAGCCCACAGCCCCGCGUCGUCUACAGAAAGUUCAUCUAAAGAGAGUCAAAACACAGUGGAAAAUAUAAGUCCUCCGUCACCAGACCGACCUGCACACUCGCAAGCCUCUGGCUCCUGUUACUAUCAUGUAAUCUCCAAAGUCCCCAGGAUUCGAGCACCCAGUUACUCUCCAACACAGAGAUCCCCCGGCUGCCGGCCGUUGCCUUCUGCAGGAAGUCCUACCCCAACAACUCAUGAAAUCGUCACGGUGGGUGAUCCUUUACUCUCCUCUGGACUUCGAAGCAUUGGCUCCAGGCGUCACAGUACUUCCUCCUUGUCACCCCAGCGAUCCAAACUCCGCAUCAUGUCUCCCAUGCGAGCCGGGAACACUUACUCCAGGAAUAGUGCUUCCUCGGUCUCCAGCACGGGGACCGCUGCAGACCUCGGGUCCAGUGCCAAGGCAGCUGACCAUGUCUUAGGGUCACUGAACUCAAGCACUAAUUUGGGGCCAAACACGCCCUCUUCAAAUUUGCAAAGGACAGUAGUUACUGUGGGUACUAAAACCAGUCCCUUGGAUGGAGCUUCACCGUUAGAAGUGAAGCAUCCCAGUGCUUCAGACGUGACGUCCAAGAGCUCCUCUUUAAAAGGAGAGAAGACCAAAGUGCUGAGUUCCAAGAAUUCAGAGGGAUGUGCACACAACAUGGCUUACCCAGGGAUUCCUAAACUGGCCCCGCAGGUUCAUAACACCAUAUCUGGAGAACUGAAUGUUAACAAAGUCAGCACUUUUGCCGAACCCUCUUCAGUGCCAUUUUCUUCUAAAGAGGCCCUCUCCUUCUCACAGCUACAUUCAAGAGGGCAAAGGAAUGAUAGAGACCAACACACAGAUUCUACUCAGUCAGCAAACCCCUCCCCAGAUGACAGUAAUGAUGUCAAAACCUUGAAGCUUUCUGGAAUGGGCAACAGAUCAUCUGUUUCCAGUGAACAUGUGGGGUCCAGUUCCAGAGACAGGAGACAGAAAGGGAAAAAAUCUUGCAAAGAAACUUUCAAAGAAAAGCACUCCAGUAAGUCGUUUUUGGAACCUGGUCAGGUGACAACUGAUGAGGAAGGAAAUCUAAAGCCAGAGUUUGCUGAUGAGGUUUUGACUCCUGAGUUUAUGGGGCCUCGGCCAUGUAACAAUGUUUCUGCUGAGAAAAUUGGAGAGAAAGUCCUUUCUAUCCCAGGAGUUCCCAAAGCUUCAUCCAUGCAAGUAGAAGGACCUGCCAAAGAGUUACAGGCACCCCGGAAACGCACAGUCAAAGUAACACUGACACCUCUGAAAAUGGAAAGUGAGAAUCAGUCCAAAAACACCUUGAAAGACGGUAGUCCUGCUUCCCCUUUGCAAAGAGAGUCAGCAUCUCCCACAGAGCCACUUGCAGCCUCUGAAAGUCCAGGAGAUGGCCCAGUGGCCCAGCCAAGCCCCAACAAUACCUUAUCUCAGGAUUCUCAGAGUAACAACUAUCAGAAUCUUCCAGUACAGGACAGAAACCUCAUGCUUCCAGACGGUCCCAAGCCUCAGGAGGAUGGCUCCUUCAAGAGGAGGUACCCCCGCCGCAGUGCCCGCGCCCGAUCUAACAUGUUCUUUGGGCUCACUCCACUCUAUGGAGUAAGAUCCUAUGGCGAGGAAGACAUUCCGUUCUACAGCAGCUCGGUGGGGAAGAAACGAGGCAAGAGAUCAGCCGAAGGACAGGUGGACGGGGCCGAUGACCUAAGCACUUCAGAUGAGGACGACUUAUACUAUUACAACUUCACCAGGACGGUGAUUUCAUCAGGUGGAGAGGAGCGGCUGGCGUCCCAUAAUUUAUUCCGAGAGGAGGAGCAGUGCGAUCUUCCAAAGAUUUCACAGUUGGAUGGUGUUGAUGACGGGACGGAGAGUGAUACUAGUGUUACAGCUACGACAAGGAAAAGCAGCCAGAUUCCGAAAAGAAGCGGGAAAGAAAAUGGAACCGAGAACUUAAAGAUUGACCAACCCGAAGAUGCUGGAGAAAAAGAACAUGUCAUCAAGGGUUCCGUUGGCCACAAAAAUGAGCCCAAGAUGGAUAACUGCCACUCAGUCAGUCGAGUUAAAACCCAGGGCCAGGAUUCCUUGGAAGCCCAGCUCAGCUCACUGGAGUCAAGCCGCAGAGUCCACACAAGCACCCCAUCAGACAAAAAUUUACUGGACACCUAUAAUACUGAGCUGCUCAAGUCCGACUCGGACAAUAACAAUAGCGACGACUGCGGCAACAUCCUGCCUUCAGACAUCAUGGACUUUGUGCUGAAGAACACUCCGUCCAUGCAGGCUCUGGGGGAGAGCCCAGAGUCGUCUUCGUCAGAACUCCUGAAUCUUGGCGAAGGGCUGGGCCUCGACAGUAAUCGCGAAAAGGACAUGGGUCUUUUUGAAGUCUUUUCCCAGCAGCUGCCAACGACGGAACCCGUGGACAGUAGUGUCUCCUCCUCCAUCUCGGCGGAGGAGCAGUUUGAGUUGCCUUUGGAGUUACCAUCUGACCUCUCUGUCCUGACCACCCGGAGUCCCACUGUCCCUAGCCAGAAUCCCAGCAGGCUAGCGGUAAUGUCAGACUCAGGGGAGAAGAGAGUGACCAUCACAGAAAAGUCCGUAGCCUCCUCUGAAGGUGAGCCGGCACUGCUGAGCCCAGGGGUGGAGCCUACUCCCGAAGGCCACAUGACUCCUGAUCACUUUAUCCAAGGACACAUGGAUGCAGACCACAUCUCCAGCCCCCCUUGCGGUUCUGUGGAGCAAGGUCAUGGCAACAAUCAGGAUUUAACUAGAAACAGUAGCACCCCUGGCCUACAGGUACCUGUUUCCCCUACUGUUCCCAUCCAGAACCAGAAGUAUGUGCCCAAUUCUACUGAUAGUCCUGGCCCAUCUCAGAUUUCUAACGCAGCUGUCCAGACCACUCCACCCCACCUGAAACCAGCCACUGAGAAACUCAUUGUUGUUAACCAGAACAUGCAACCACUUUAUGUUCUCCAAACUCUUCCAAAUGGAGUGACCCAAAAGAUUCAGUUGACCUCUUCUGUUAGCUCUACACCCAGUGUGAUGGAGACAAAUACUUCAGUACUGGGGCCCAUGGGAAGUGGUCUCACCCUAACCACAGGACUAAAUCCAAGCUUGUCAACUUCUCAAUCUCUGUUCCCUCCUCCUAGCAAAGGAUUGCUCCCCAUGCCUCAUCACCAGCACUUACAUUCCUUCCCUGCAGCUACCCAAAGUAGCUUCCCACCCAGCAUCAGCAGUUCUCCUUCAGGCCUCCUCAUUGGGGUUCAGCCUCCUCCAGAUCCCCAACUUUUGGUUUCAGAAGCCAGCCAGAGGACAGACCUCAGUACCACAGUAGCCACUCCAUCCUCUGGACUCAAGAAAAGACCCAUAUCUCGUCUGCAGACCCGAAAGAAUAAAAAACUUGCACCCUCUAGUACCCCUUCAAACAUUGCCCCCUCCGAUGUGGUUUCUAAUAUGACACUGAUUAACUUCACACCCUCCCAGCUUUCAAAUCAUCCCAACCUGGUAGAUUUGGGCUCACUUAAUACUUCAUCUCACCGAACCGUCCCCAACAUCAUAAAAAGGUCUAAAUCUGGCAUCAUGUAUUUUGAACAGGCACCCCUGUUACCACAGAGUGUGGGAGGAACUGCUGCCACGGUGGUGGGCACAUCAACCAUAAGCCAGGAUGCCGGCCACCUCACGUCGGGGCCUGCGUCUGGCUUGGCCUCCAGUUCCUCCGUCUUGAACGUUGUAUCCAUGCAAACCACAACUGCCCCUACCAGUAGCACAUCAGUUCCAGGACAUGUCACCUUAACCAAUCCCAGGUUGCUUGGGACCCCCGAUAUUGGCUCAAUAAGCAAUCUUUUAAUCAAAGCUAGCCAGCAGAACCUGGGAAGUCAGGACCAGCCUGUGACUUUAGCACCGAAUUCAGGAGUAUUUUCCCAGCUGGGGACGUCGCAGACUCCCUCCAGUGCUGCCGUGCCAGCAGCAUCGAGCAUCUGUGUGCUCCCCUCGACGCAGACCGCAGGCGCAACAGCUGCUUCACCCUCUGGGGACGCCGAAGAACACUAUCGGCUUCAGCACGUGAACCAGCUCCUUGCCAGCAAAGCAGGGCUUCUCUCUUCCCAGCGUGACCUUGAUUCUGCUUCAGGGACCCAGGCGUCCAGCUUCACCCAGACAGCGGAUGCUCCCAACAGUGUGGGACUGGAGCAGAACAAGGCUCUGUCCUCAGCUAUGCAAGCCAGCUCAGCCAGCUCAGCCUCUCCCGGAGGCUCUCCACCCUUUGGACAGCAGUCAGCAAGCCCCUCAGGGCCAGCUCCCACUAAACCCAAACCAAAAAUCAAACGGAUUCAGCUGCCUCUGGACAAAGGGACUGGCAAGAAGCACAAAGUUUCCCAUUUGCGGACCAGUUCUUCUGAAGCACACAUUCCAGACCAAGAAGCCAACACAGCACCCCUGGCCUCUGUCACAGGGACUCCAGGAGCCGAGGCCGAGCAGCAGGGCACAGCCAGUGUGGAGGAGCCAUCACAAAAGGAGUGUGGGCAGCCCACAGGGCAAGUGGCUGCUCUUCCAGAGGCUCAGGCCGCACAAAAUCCAGCAGCAAACGAGCAAGAAAAUACAGAGCCUAAGACAGCGGAAGACGAGGAAAGCAAUUUCAGCUCUCCACUGAUGCUGUGGCUGCAGCAGGAACAAAAGCGGAAGGAAAGCAUUGCUGAGAAAAAGCCCAAGAAAGGCCUCGUUUUUGAAAUUUCCAGUGAUGAUGGCUUUCAGAUCUGUGCAGAGAGUAUAGAAGAUGCCUGGAAGUCACUGACAGAUAAAGUCCAGGAAGCGCGAUCCAAUGCCCGCCUCAAGCAGCUCUCGUUUGCAGGUGUCAAUGGUUUGAGGAUGCUGGGGAUUCUCCACGAUGCAGUUGUGUUCCUGAUUGAGCAGCUCUCUGGUGCCAAGCACUGUCGGAAUUACAAAUUCCGUUUCCACAAACCAGAGGAGGCCAAUGAACCUCCCUUGAACCCUCAUGGCUCAGCCAGGGCUGAAGUCCACCUGAGGAAGUCAGCAUUUGACAUGUUUAACUUCCUGGCUUCCAAACAUCGGCAGCCUCCUGAAUACAACCCCAAUGAUGAGGAAGAGGAGGAAGUGCAGCUGAAGUCAGCCCGGAGGGCAACUAGCAUGGAUCUGCCAAUGCCCAUGCGUUUCCGGCACUUAAAAAAGACUUCUAAGGAAGCGGUUGGUGUCUACAGGUCUCCCAUUCACGGCCGCGGGCUUUUCUGUAAGAGAAACAUUGAUGCAGGAGAGAUGGUGAUUGAGUAUGCCGGCAACGUCAUCCGCUCCAUCCAGACCGACAAGCGAGAGAAGUAUUACGACAGCAAGGGCAUCGGCUGCUACAUGUUCCGCAUCGACGACUCGGAGGUGGUGGACGCCACCAUGCACGGAAACGCUCCCCGCUUCAUCAGCCACUCGUGCGAGCCCAACUGCUACUCUCGGGUCAUCAACAUCGACGGGCAGAAGCACAUUGUCAUCUUCGCCAUGCGCAAGAUCUACCGAGGGGAGGAGCUCACCUACGACUACAAGUUCCCCAUUGAGGACGCCAGCAACAAGCUGCCCUGCAACUGUGGCGCCAAGAAAUGCCGCAAGUUCCUCAACUGAGGCUGCUCCGGCCCCCGGCGCCAGAGCGCCAGGACCUACAGCCAGCCACGGCAGCGAGGAGCUCCAGGAUGGACUGAGUGGGCACCACCGAGGGGCCUGAGCGCCCUGCCGCCCCAUAGUCGCGCUGUACGAGAGCUGGCAGUCCUGGAGAGAGAGGAGGUGUCGAAGAAAAGAUCCACGAUCAGCCUUCUCCUGGGGCCCCUCUGGGAGAUGGGGUCCUGAGCAGACUCGCCUGGGAGGAGCCUAGGGAGGGGUAGUUACGUGGGGAGCCUGGGCCCACGCUCUCCCCGGAGAGAAAUGGCUAGCCUCGCCUCAGCCCUUUCCCGCGCUGCAGGGGGCUAGGCUCUGUUGGACGCCUGCUGGGCCGCCAGCCAGGCGCCGCCCUGGGCCGCCUGGGAGCAAGCAGAGAAGCUCUGGCGGUUUUCCCUGCCCUCCUCCACGUGGUUGGGAAGCAGAAUUCCCAGCACCUCUGGUGUCCAAAGGCUGUCUUGGGGUUGUUGCCAAUUCCUUUGCAAACACUGAGCCCUGGGCUGUAAGGGGGAGUGUCACCCCAGCGCCUUGUCUCAGCCAAUCCUCUCCCUGACAGUAGGAGCCGCUGCCCUCUCUCGGUCCUCCCUUCACUCGGCCUCCUUCCUCUGCCCUGUCCUCCAUCCCACUGCUUUCCCAUUCUUCUUUCUGGGCGGUAGGGGGUGGGCUCCCUGCUCAAGGGCACUGCCUGCUGGGCAUAGGAUGUGCCUUCAGAAAGUCCCCUGACCUUGGGAGCACUCCAGGUGGGGAGGUGGACAGGAGCCAGUGGCCAUAACCAGACAGAAUUUGGAGUCAUGUCCGUGAAGCUCCUGUGAGAGUUCUGGGGAAGUAUAUGUAGCAUGAUUUUUUUUAGAAGAAGAAAAAGAUUAUUUAAAUAGGAUUUGAAUCAUGCCACACCCAGAAUAUCACCACCGGGAUGCGCCCUGGGCCCCGUUCCUAGGCCAGGUUCCUUUCUUUGCCCCUUGCCAAGACAUAGGAAGACUCCAUUCAUAAACGGUCAGUGUCCGGUUGAAGGCAGAACACUAAUCCGAUUUCAAGACCCUAAACUUGGGGACUAGACCACCCUGUGUGGAGGGGACUCUGCCGCCUGUGCGCGAUCCAUGGAUAAAGUCAAUUCCAUGACACUACUGCCCUGGUGACUCCCUGGGACGCGGUCAGAACAGCAGCAAACGUUUCUUCUCUCCCUUCCCCCGAGACAGUGUCCUGAACCUGUUAAAUUAAGUCAUUGGAUUUUACUCUGUUCUGUUUACAGUUUACUAUUUAAGGUUUUAUAAAUGUAAAUAUAUUUUGUAUAUUUUUCUAUGAGAAGCACUUCAUAGGGAGAAGCACUUAUGACAAGGCUAUUUUUUAAAACCGCGGUAUUAUCCUAAUUUAAAAGAAGAUCGGUUUUUAAUAAUUUUUUAUUUUCAUAGGAUGAAGUUAGAGAAAAUACUCAGCUGUACACACCAAGUCUGGUUUCCCUGCCCAACCCCUCCCCCUGGAAGGUGUCCUCUCCGUCGUUUCACGUGUAGCUAGUCUGUGCCCGUCCGCUCUUUGACAAUACACGGAGAAGGAAGGCCACCCAGCUGCACUGGGCCACUCCCCUCCUUCCCCGUGGAGGCUCCUCCCAAGGCUGCAGUAUAGGACCCGGCUCCAGCACUUCCUGCUCCUCCUCCCUCUCCUCCUCCUCCUCCUCCCAGAACUGUCUCCCUCCUCUCCUGCUCGGCCCCAGAGCGGCGGGAGGUGAUGCGCACCUUCCUCAGCUCUCCUCCGGCAGAGUCCGCAGCCGCCCCGUGGACGGCACCUGCCAGCCUCCAUCGCCAUCUGCCUCUUUAGGUCGCCUCCUUUCCGUCCCCUCCGCCCACCACGCCCUCCUUCCUGCAAAGCACCCGCUGAUCCCCGCGUGCCCUCUUUGGGGCAGCCCGUUGAAACUGAAGCACAGUCUGACCACUCACGAUAAAGCAGAUCUGCCUCCGCCACAGGGCUCAGAGCAGUGUAGUCCAAGGAGAGGGUGGGGCGCCCUUUCCUCGCCGCGGGAAGUCAUGCCUAGGGAAGUCUAGCAAAGCAAUACGACUCGGCCCAGCACUCUCUGCCCCCAGGACUCGUGGCUCUGCUGUGCCUUCCAUCCUGGGCUCCUUUGCUUCUGUGACCUUAAGAACUUUCGCCUGGUGGCUUUGCUGGAACAUUGUCACUGUGUCCACUGUCAUGCAGGGAGCCCAGCACUGUGGCCAGGAUGGCAGAGGCUUCCUCGUCACCAUGGAGAAGUGCCAGCAGGGGACUGGGGAAAGCACUCGACCCAGACCUCCCCUCCCCGUCCUGUUGCCCGUGAACAAGACGCAGUGGCCCGAGGGGCUCCACUCGUGUCUGCUUUCCUUUAUUAUUGCACUGUGUGAGGUUUUUUUGUAAAUCCUUGUAUUCCUAUUUUUUUUAAAGAAAAAAAAAACUUAAGCUGCGUUUGUUACUGAAACGAUUAAUGCACUGAUGGGUCAUGAAUUCACCUUGAGAAAGACCCAAGGCCAGUCAGGGGUGGGGGGAACUCAGCUAAAUAGACCUAGUGACUGCCCUCCUAGGCCGCGCUGUACUGUGAGCCCCCCCUCGUUCUCUUCCUCCAACCCCGAACCCCGAGGACAGGGGAGGAACCACAUCUGUCCUUCUCCUGCCAGCAGCAGCUGGUUUGCCUUGCCUUUCCACCCCCGACCAUCAACCACAGAAAUGAGAAAUUGCUCUUUCAGCUCAGCCUUGAGUCCAUUGCCAAAAAUUUCAGCACACCUGCCAGCAACUUGGGGGAUGAGCUAAGGCUUCCCCCCGCAGAGGGGAAGAAGGCAAGGAUGGCGUAGCUGUCUCCAGAACGUGUCUGAGUCUGUUUGGAAAGUGACCGAGGAAUCCCCGCACAAAAGUGCAGACGGAGGAAUCGCGGUGGGUCGUUCCCAAGAAUCCCCCAAGGGGCAUCCCAGAUCCCUAAGGAGUAACAGCUGCAAACCUGGUCAGUUCUCAGUGAGAGCCAGCUCACGUUCGCUUUGCUGCUAGAACCUGUUGUGGCUGCAUUUCCUGGUGGCCAGUGACAACUGCGUGACCAGAAGAGCUGCGUGGCGCCGCCGCCCCUUCGGCCGGAACCCGGUCCCUUGGCUCCCUCCGUGGCUGCCCACCACCCCAGCACAGCCCCUCCUGUUUUUAGACCAAUAACAAGAGUUAAGGGGGAAGCCUUGGCAGCUAGAAGUUCUCAACCAAGACUCCUUGGCCGGGACCCAGUCCACCACCCUGCUCACCUCCGUCUCACCCCCGGCCAAUGCAGUGAGCACCAUGCAGCAACCUUGAUUCAAAAACAAACAAACAAACAAAAACAAAAAAAGAAAAAAAAAGAAAAAAUGCAACAACACACGAAAAACAAAAAAAUCUUUUAAUGAAUGUAUCUUUCUAAAGGACUGGCGUUCAAUCAAAUAUCUGAAAAUACUAAAGGUCAAAACCUUGUCAGAUGUUAACUUUUAAGUUUGAUUUGGGAUUUUUCUUUUUAAUCGAGAUCAAGUUGUCCUUGUUUUUGUUUUAAAGGAAAAGCGGGUCAUCGCAAAGGGCUGGGUGUCAUUCUGUGUUUCAUUCCCUUCAUUUUAAAGCAAUACAAGGGUAUUGAGCAGAUGGUUCUGAUACCAGUCAAGUCUCUCACUCUGAAAACUUGCAACCUUUUCUGUUUGUUUUGGUUUUCAAAUAAAUAUAAAUAUGAUAUAUAUAGGAACUAAUAUAGUAAUGUACCAUGUAACAAAGCCUAGUUCAGUCCAUGGCUUCUAAUUCUCUUAACACUAUAGAUAAGGAUUGUGUUCCAGUUGCUAGUAGCGGCAGGAAAAUGUCAGGCUAGCCUUCCUCUGGUCCCCGAGACGGGGGACUCAGACCACAGGGGGAUGGGAAGCGAGGCCGUCCCCGGGACCAGAGAGAGAUGCAGAAAUGGUGUCACCUGGAUUUUUUUCUGCCCUUGAAUGUUGCCAGUCGGUACCUGUAUCCUUGUUUCUGUUUCUGCCAUGAAUGUCGGGGUUUCCACCUGCACUUAGGGGACAGUUGUGUUCUGUGCUUUCCUGGUGUCCUGCUCUGAGGUAACUCUAGUUCUGUCUCUCAACCAAGAAAACAGACUCGUGCUGUUUCUUUCCUUGAACUUUACCAGUCUCUUUAGUAAACACAGGUAGCUGAAUAAUCGUUUCAAGAGCUCAACAGAUGACAAGCUUCUUUUCUAGAAAUAAGACAUUUCUUGACAACUUUAUCAUGUAUAACAGAUCUUUUGUUUUGUUAUUUUUUCCUUGUGUUCUUCCAAGCUUCUGGUUAGAGAAAAAGAGAAAAAAAAAAAAGGGCAAAUGUGUCUAAAGUCCAUCAGUGUUAACUCCCUGUGACAGGGACGAAGGAGAAUACUUUAAUAGUUCAAAAAAUAAUAAUGCUGAAAGCUCUCUACGAAAGACUGAAUGUAAAAGUAAACGUGUACAUACUUGUAAAAAAAAGGAGUUUUUAAACAUGUUUAUUUUCUAUGCACUUUUUUUUAUUUAAGUGAUAGUUUAAUUAAUAAACAUGUCAAGUUUA
Molecule: messenger RNA, 21572 nt
Organism: Oryctolagus cuniculus (rabbit)
Lineage: Eukaryota; Metazoa; Chordata; Mammalia; Lagomorpha; Leporidae
Source: RefSeq, a predicted model, not a curated record